AUGCUGCUGGAUACCUCACCGCUCUGUGGAUUCUUUGAGGAAAUCCCUCCAGAAGGCGCGGGCUUGACGCACCAUACUUGCGUCGAUCAGUCAUUCCUCAUCUUUGCUGUCCUCUCGGGAAUGCAACAAAUCAUUGGUGUCCUCGAGAUUUGUCAAGCGACAGCGAAAUUGAACAGCAAGGAUCUUGUCACUAUCCCUUUUCUUGCUUCAGCAAUCUCCUCAACGUUGAUAUACAUUUGUCUGGCACUCGAACAGCACCAAUUGUUGAUCGAUGAACGAAGUUUGCUGGUGCUCGGCAGUAUCAAUUUUUCAACAAUGGCAACACUUUUCUAUGUCACUGUGGUUAUUUAUAUAAAUAGGCUGAUUAUUAUCGUAUUCCAUCGGUUCUCACAGCACUUGUUUUCAAAAUCGAAUGAAAAGCUGAUCCUUGCAAGCAUACUAUUGUCUUUUCUAACAAUUUUGGUUCUAUUCCUCUUACCUGAGGUUGAUAACUUCUACGAUUCCCGUUACUUAAUGUGGUUGGCACCUUCAAAUCAGGAAACAGUCAAAGUUCUUAUAACAUACAAGGACACGCUAAUGUUCUUUGCCGUACUGACUGGAAAUAUCUGCUAUAUUACCAUUAUCGCGUUUCUCCUUCUAACGGCGAAAGAUCGAAGAGCUGGAUUUGACAAAGUUGUCACACUGCAGGCGUCAUUUAUUCUAGUUUAUAAUACUUCCUCCUAUGCUUACUGGUCAUUUAUCCACGUGCGUUUAUUUCACUGUGAUUUAAAUGCUCGAUUCAUAAGUGCGUUGUUCUGGGCUUUAGCAAAUGGAAUUAAUCCAUUCCUUUAUCUCGUGGUGAACAGUUUGGAGCUGUCCUUCAUACAGGGCAUGAAGACAGUACACAUAACGUAUGCGAUUAGUGAUGGGAUAAUUGAAACGUUUAGCAAAGAGGAAAGACCGAUAGACAGUAAGUGUUCAAUAGAGAAGUGGCUUAUCGAUAUCAACAAUCAACAAGCACUGUCAUUCCAUAGAAUUGAGCAACGCUACUCGAAAUGCUGUCAGUUCCCAUCAGCUAUUUACGGACCCAUUCUAACUUACUCAUACAGCCUGAACGUCCGGCUAACGCCAAACAUCAAGCUUCUUCUGGAGCACGCUUCGUGCGCCUUCACUGAUCAGUAG
Necator americanus (New World hookworm) is the source of this 1161-nucleotide messenger RNA. RefSeq lists its product as uncharacterized. The record is from RefSeq and is a predicted model, not a curated record. NCBI's taxonomy places the organism in Eukaryota, Metazoa, Nematoda, Chromadorea, Rhabditida, Ancylostomatidae. Bases 1 to 1161 code for a protein of 386 amino acids. The transcript has 9 exons.